Manis javanica (Malayan pangolin) is the source of this 1535-nucleotide messenger RNA. The record is from RefSeq and is a predicted model, not a curated record. NCBI's taxonomy places the organism in Eukaryota, Metazoa, Chordata, Mammalia, Pholidota, Manidae.
CUGGCAAGGGGUCCCCGCCGUGCCAGGCGGGCAGUGCCAAAUCCGGGGAUCCCGGAGCUGGGGGGAGGGCCGGGGACAGCCCGGCCCUGCCCCCUCCCUCGCGGGGUGCCCAGCGACUUGUGAAGAAAGUUUGGCUUCGAUUGAGAGGUGCCCCGAGGAUGGGCAGGGUCCCGCUGGCCUGGGGCUUGGCAUUGUGCUGCUGGGGGUGCGUGGCCCCCAAGGGCACACAGGCUGAGGCAGACCCCUUUGUGGGGAGCCCGGGGAACGUCACUGGUGCCCGGGGCCUCACAGGAGCCCUUCGGUGUGAGCUCCAGGUUCAGGGAGAGCCCCCCGAGGUGACCUGGCUUCGGGAUGGCCAGAUCCUGGAGCUGGCAGACAGCACCCAGACCCAGGUGCCCCUAGGCGAAGAUGGGCAGGAUGACUGGAAAGUGGUCAGCCAACUCAGAAUCUCAUCCCUGCAGCUGUCAGAUGCAGGCUGGUACCAAUGCGCCACAGUCCUGGGAGGAAAGACCUUCGUGUCCCAGCCCGGCUAUGUCGGGCUGGAGGGCCUGCCUUACUUCCUGGAGGAGCCUGAGGACAGGGCUGUGACCGCCAACACCCCCUUCAACCUGAGCUGCCAGGCCCAGGGACCCCCGGAGCCUGUGGACCUACUCUGGCUCCAGGAUGCGGUGCCCCUGGCUCCGGCCACGAGCCGCGGCCCCCAGCACAUGCUGCGUGUUCCAGGUCUAAACAAGACAUCUUCUUUCUCCUGUGAAGCCCUCAAUGCCAAAGGGGUCACCACAUCUCGCACGGCCACCAUCACAGUGCUACCCCAGCGGCCCUGCGACCUCCACCUGGUCUCCAGCCAGCCCACAGAGCUGGAGGUGGCUUGGACUCCAGGCCUGAGUGGCAUCUACCCCCUCACCCACUGCACCCUGCAGGCUGUGCUGUCAGACGAUGGGGUGGGUAUCUGGCUGAGAGAGCCAGACCCCCCAGAGGAGCCCCUCAUCUUGCAAGCAUCUGUUCCCCCUCACCGACUUCGGCUGGGCAGCCUACAUCCUCACACCCCUUAUCACAUCCGGGUGGCUUGUACCAGUAGCCAAGGCCCCUCACCCUGGACCCACUGGCUUCCCGUGGAGACACCAGAGGGAGUGCCCCUGGGUCCCCCUGAGAAUGUUAGUGCUGUGCGGAAUGGGAGCCAAGCCCUCGUGCGUUGGCAGGAGCCAAGAGCACCCCUGCAGGGCACCCUGUUAGGGUACCGGCUGGCCUAUCGAGGCCAGGACACCCCCGAGGUGCUCAUGGAAGUAGGGCUCAAGCAAGAGGUGACCCUGGAGCUGCGGGGCGAUGGGACUGUGUCCAACCUGACUGUAUGCGUGGCAGCCUACACCGCCACCGGGGAUGGACCCUGGAGCCUCCCUGUGCCCCUGGAGCCCUGGCACCCAGGACAAAGACAGCCAAUCCACAAGCUGGGUAAGGGCUCUCACCCCCCCUCCCCUCCUUCCCUUCCCUCAACCCCGAGGGAAGACCCCAUCACCACAUAACCACAUGCUCUUUGC